Messenger RNA from Saccoglossus kowalevskii, 2115 nucleotides. Its product is annotated as muscle, skeletal receptor tyrosine-protein kinase-like. Lineage: Eukaryota; Metazoa; Hemichordata; Enteropneusta; Harrimaniidae. The record is from RefSeq and is a predicted model, not a curated record.
AUGGAUAAUAUCAAUCAGCGUCUCGUCUGUAUUCUUGUCAAUUGGUUACUUCUUACUAGCCUGAUUUCUAUAGCAGAAGCAUACACCUCAACAAUUGAUUACGGAACAAUAGACAUGACAACAGAUUUGCUACUUUCUACAACGCCAGAGGAAACCACGCCGGACGUGUUUUAUACUACAACAGUCACGGGAACCACUGCAACCACGUCGACAACAACGCAUACACCAACCUCCGACUCUAUGUCCACAAGAGAACCUACCACUACAUUCGUACCGACCACUGAGUUGAAAACAACUGGAAUGGAAACUACUGAUUACAAAACCACAGGCGUCGGGGUAGAGCCGUCCACCAGUCCCAGUGAAAGUACAUCACAAUCUGCAAGUGCAGCGACUAAACUAUCGACCACCGAUGUGAGUUAUACUACAACAGUCACGGGCACCACUGAGACGCCGUCGACAACACGGUACACAUCAACCCCCGACUCUGUGUCCUCAGGAAAAACUACCACUACAUUCGUACCGACCACUGAGUUGAAAACAACUGGAAUGGAAACUACUGAUUACAAAACCACAAGCGGCAGGGUAGAGCCGUCCAUCAGUCCCAGUGAAAGUACAUCACAAUCAACACGCGCAACGACUGAACUAUCGACCACCGAUUCGCCAAUUGUAUCCACGCAAGAUAAGGUCACCACGCUACAGCAAACUACUGCUACGAUAACAACUCCUCAUUCAACUACGGUUUACACAACCGAUGAGCAAACCACAGUUACCGAAGAGCCAACAACCACAAAACCCAACACGACACCACAAGGGUCAACAUCAAAGACAACUACAUUAAUCCCAGAACCAAUAACAACAAAAUCACCGUCCCCUACUAACGUACCAAGCACCUCUGGGAAAACAUCCUCUCUUCGUAGUUCAACCAAAAUCAUGACAUCUAGCCAAACUAUAUAUUCAAGCCUAGUGACAACUCCUGGAAAACCAACGACUGGCGAAACCGAUGGGUCAACUACAGGCGCCAUUAUUAUAACUAUGAGUGUAGUGAUCAUCUUACUACUUCUACUUCUACUAGUCGCAUUGUUAUACUGUAGAAGACACCGAAACAGGCCUACUGGCGGUGUUGAGAAACCGACCAGAAUAACUUCAGAUUUAUUUCAAAUGUUUGAGUUUUCCCGUGACAAUCUGGCUUUUGAGGGAAUAAUCGGCAAAGGCAAUCACACUCAAGUAAUGAAGGCUAAAGCAUGGAAGAUAGGCGUGAGCAGUGACGUCAGUACUGUUGCCGUCAAAAUGCUGCAUGAUGAGGCAAGAAAUGCGGACAGAGAUGUGUUAUUGGCAGAACUGGAGACCACUAGGCGAAUACCAUCACACCCAAAUAUUAUAUCGUUGCUAGGGUACUGCGUCGAUUAUGACCCUUACUAUAUCAUUUACGAAUACGCUACGUUGGGACAUCUUCAACAUUAUUUGAGAAGCAUUAGAGAAGAAAUAUAUUACGGUGACAAUGUCGCUAAGGAUAUCAAGAAGUCAACAAUUGGUGAAUUGUUGCUACAAUUUGCGGAAGAGAUAGCUGAAGGGAUGACAUACCUUGCUCAAUCAGAGAUCAUUCAUGGUGACCUUUCAAGUCUUAGUAUACACGUCACUGAAAAUGACGGAGUCAAAAAAUGUAAAAUAUCUGACAUAGGCAAGAAAUCCGGACAGCGGGGGAACUUGGAUUCAUACGGAAAGAAGCGUCUGCCAAUACGAUGGAUGUCUCCUGAAUCGAUGCGAGAAGGGGAGUACACAACGAAAUCUGAUGUUUGGUCUUUUGGUGUAGUUGUAUGGGAAAUAGUAACUCUAGGUGCAACACCCUACUUCACAAUGUCGUCAUCGGAGGUGGAACGCGAAGUUAAGAAUGGUGGUCGAUUGAAUAAACCUGAACAUUGCAGCGAUAGCUUGUAUUCAAUCCUCCGUGAAUGCUGGAUUGACGAGCCAAAGCUGAGGCCGACAAUGAAGAAUAGACAGAAAAAGUUACUUCAACUCAGAAGUGCAGAGAAUUUUACAGAACAUAUCGAAAUGGCUGACUUUAAUCCAAAUUUGUUUGGUUUGGUUGACAAAUCGACGCCUGGAGAAAGGUGUUAG